Limanda limanda (common dab) is the source of this 1014-nucleotide messenger RNA. RefSeq names its product ribonuclease inhibitor-like. The record is from RefSeq and is a predicted model, not a curated record. Gene Ontology annotation, molecular function: protein binding. The transcript is spliced from 4 exons. Lineage: Eukaryota; Metazoa; Chordata; Actinopteri; Pleuronectiformes; Pleuronectidae. Bases 1 to 480 code for a protein of 159 amino acids.
AUGAUCAUGGAACUGCUCGCCCUUUCACACAUCAACGGUGGAACAUGUUCUGACAAGUGGGUCGGAUCUUUUCUGGAUCUGAAGCAGCAGCAGAAGAUUGUCCGGGUCGGACUCGUUCACAAGAUCAGCUGUUCUUCUCUGGCUUCAGCUCUGAGGUCAAACCCCUCUCAUCUGAGAGACCUGGAUCUGAGUGACAACAACCUGCAUGACUCAGGAGUGAAGGAGCUGUGUGGUUUUCUACAGAGUCCAACCUGUCGUCUGAAGACUCUGGGGUUGAAGAACUGCAGUCUUUCAGAGAUCAGCUGUUCUUCUCUGGCUUCAGCUCUGAAGUCAAACCCCUCUCAUCUGAGAGAACUGGAUCUGAUAGGAAACAACCUGCUGUACUCAGUAGUGAAGGAGCUGCUUGAUCUAAAGCGGAGUUCAACCUGUCGACUGGAGACUCUGAGGUGGGAGGGGGCAUCUUUGUUGUUCUCAUUGUGAAGAGGACAGACACAGGAAGACCCAUCUGAACCGGAUUCAAACCUGUCGAGAAGGCUGUGAUACGUGAUUAAUAUAUAUGAUGAUGUGAUGUUGUGAUAUAUGAUGAUGGCUUUAUUGGUGCCAUAUGCUUGGCCCUAUUGUAUUUAGAAGGAUUUGUAUUGUGAACAUGCAAUAGUUUUCAUCAAUGAAAAAAUGUAAUUUACGAAAUUCUUAAUGAUCAAUUAAUCGAUUGUCUAUUAAUUAUGCCCAUCCCUAAAAUGAACGACAUGAAAAUAUGAAUAUGACAAAUUUCCGUGACUUUUCCAGGCCUGGAAAAACACAUUUUAAAAUUCCAUGACUUUUCCAUGUUUUCCAUGACCGUACGAACCCUGAAAGAGGCUAAUCGAUAACAUGUGUUCCUCAGCAGGAGGAGCUUGGAAAUGUAUAAACGUGCUGUAUGUCCUGUAUGUCAUUGCUCAUUGUAUGAAAUCUAUUCCAUGGUUUUGUACGGUGAUACCCAUCUGCAGAUAUAGAAUUAAACUUCCAGAAAGAACA